AGAAAUAGAACCGGCCAUAAAAUUUACCUCGACAUUGAAGAGUUUCUCUCUCAUUCAUUCAAGAUGUCGGGUGUUUACGAUACCACGGUUCCUGACCACAGAAGAAAGUGGGAUCGGGAGGAGUAUGAAAAGCUUGCUCAGGAAAGGUUGAAAGAGCUUGAAGACAGCAGUGACAGCGAAGAAGAAAUAAAGAUUCCUGUCAAACGAGAGCUGUUAAAGCCCCGUGAUUACAAGGUUGAUUUAGACUCAAAACUCGGAAAAUCUCAAGUCAUUACAAAGACAACACCGGCAGCACAGCAAGGAGGGUACUAUUGCAAUGUCUGUGAUUGCGUGGUUAAGGACUCGAUCAACUUUUUGGAUCACAUCAAUGGCAAAAAACAUCAGAGAAAUUUGGGCAUGUCCAUGAAAAUCGAGAGGUCUUCUUUGGAUCAAGUAAAAGCACGCUUUGAAAUGAAUAAAAAGAAAAAGGAGGAAAAGAAAAAGGAUUAUGACUUUGAGGAGCGCGUUAAGGAAUUGCAGGAAGAGGAAGAAAAACAGAAGGCAUACAAGAAGGAAAAGAGAAAGGAAAGAAAACGCAAAGCAGAAGAUUCCGAUGACGGGGGCGACCCAGACAUGUCGGCCAUCAUGGGGUUCUCAGGGUUUGGUACAUCGAAGAAAAAGUGAGACUGGAGUCGACGGAUGAACUGAUGAACUGAGUGAAUGUGUGUGUACGUCUGUCUGUCUGUCUGUCUGGGAGGAAGAGAGAGUGUUAAUGGGUUAGUCAGUCAUCAGAUCUGAUGGAUUUUAUUUUUUUUUGUCUACCUUCUGCUUGAGAAUUUAGGCCUACAGGAUUUGGAUUUGAGACUUCUUCUUCAAUGGUAGGCUACUUAGUGCUGCAGUAAUAUAUAUUGAGGCAAGCAGAAUAAGUAAUUAGUGUUCCUAGAGGUGUGUCAAAAUGUACUAUUUUUUUGGGAGGGGGGGGGAAGAGGGUUUAAUACGUUUUUGUCAAGGGAUGAGAGAGAUAUGAUUUUGACCUUUUUUGUUUUAGGAUUUCAAAGUUUUUAACUUGCUUUUGGUGGGGGUGUUUAACAUUUUUGCUAAGAUCACCUGAAUAUUGAUUAUAUUUGUAGCAGAAUUGCUUUUGCAAUUAUUGUAGAUGAGGGUCACUGAAUAUCAAAAGAAUUUUAUGAACAGCUGCCCAUCCUUAGUGUUUAUGUGUGUGUACAUUGCGUGUGUGUUGACAGGAACUUCAAGUCAUGAUUGUUGAGAGUUGAAAGAAUGUUGGUUUUUAUUUUCUGAACAUGGAAUAUUAUAGAUGUGAGAAACGAGAGUGAAUUAGGGGGUUUGUAUACCUGUGACGAAAAUGAAACUGAAAUGCGUUUUGGAUGUUCUAUGAACAUAUGAGAAAGAAAUAAAACAGCUGUUUGUGUAGUGCCUGGAUUGCUUUUGCGUGCUGAUUCUGAUUAUUAUAAUUAUAAAAUAGAAAAUGUCUCCAACAUCCUUUUGAAAUUUUCAUUGGGAGAAUUUUGUCCUCGAAUCUACUUUUUUUGUAAAUGUAUGUUUCAGGUGAACAAGUUUUACUUCAAAAUUUCAGAAUUGCUGAUUCUAGUAUAGAUGUGGGUGUAUUUUCUCAGUUUCCUAAUGUCUAAAUAAAACUUUGUAUAAAAAAUUUGGUGGGAAAAUGUUUUCCUUCAAGUUCAAGAUUUGUUGGUGUGUAAUUCAUCCCAUAUAUAUAUGUUUUCCAGUUUUGCCACUGCUGCCUGUCUCAAUCAUUUUAAAAGAAAAGAAAUAUGGAGAACCAAAAUACUCAGUGUUCUUUCUUCUCUUUGAUUUUUCUGACAUGUAUCAUGAACCAUGAGUUUGACUUUUCUAAACCGAUGUUUUCCAAUGUCGGUUCAACUUUUAUUACCCCAAUGCUUUUGAAUCAAAUCAUGUAGUGGUAAGAUUUAUGAGUUAUUUUCAAGAAUAAAAGUGCACACAUAUGAAUACUACUGAA
Messenger RNA from Aplysia californica (California sea hare), 1975 nucleotides. RefSeq names its product zinc finger matrin-type protein 2. The transcript has 6 exons. Lineage: Eukaryota; Metazoa; Mollusca; Gastropoda; Aplysiida; Aplysiidae. The record is from RefSeq and is a predicted model, not a curated record. Gene Ontology annotation, biological process: mRNA splicing, via spliceosome. The coding region runs from base 64 to 663 and encodes 199 amino acids. Gene Ontology annotation, molecular function: zinc ion binding; nucleic acid binding. Gene Ontology annotation, cellular component: U4/U6 x U5 tri-snRNP complex; spliceosomal complex.